GACUGAUUUGAAGGUGCUUGAAACUCCUCAAUGUCGUUCAGGUUGGCCCUGAACAUGAAGCGUGGGUCUCAAGGAACCUCAGAAUUGGUGCUGAGAGGUAACUUUAUCAAGGGCUUUUAGAGCCAAGUCUCUCUCUCACGUCCAUCUGAUAGAGAGCUUGAUGGUGGAAUGAAAGGAGGAAACACUGUCCUACUCCAGGAAGAGGUGGGGCCAAACAAUUGAGCUGAGGAAGCAAUAUAACUGGUGCAAACAACAUUGAUUGACAGAUAUAAAUAACCAAUCCAACUACAUUUACAGGGUAAAGGCAAAAUCAGGCAUGAUACAAUUCAAAUCUUGCAAUUUACAGUUUGACAUAUAGAUGGCGCCACUUGCGGCAUCACACUCUCCCUUUGAGGUUUAUAUAUUUGGAAUGGAAUGGAAAGGAAAUGGAAGGAAAAGAGGGAGUCAUCUGCUGUCCUCAGUUCUAAAAUUCAGUCCCACUCUAACUGUAAAUCAGUUUUCCUCAACAAAAUGUUGUGUUUUAGUCCCACUCAGAAAAUUCUACAAAUGGGAGGAAGUGGCUUCCAAAUGAAUAUCUGGUCUUCUGGUCAUGAAUGGAGAUGCAGUGUCCUACAGUAGCAAUCACUACCAACCAAUGUGUAUCACUGUGAGAUAAGAGGAGUUGUGUUGCAUGGUUUUGUAUUGCUUCUGCAUUGAUUUCACAAGUCAGCUCAACAUUCACGAUGAAUGGUCCUAGAACUAGAGAAGUAUACAAGAGAAACCAUGGAUCUGGACUACAGACCAAUGAAAUCAUCUUUCAUUCUCCUCAAACCAACAGGAACCAGACUAGUGAAUGGCACAAACGGUUGCUCUGGGAGAGUGGAAGUGUUCCUCAAUGGGGAAUGGGGGUCGGUGUGUGAUGAUCAAUGGGACCUGAGUGAUGCUCAAGUCGUGUGCAGAGAACUCGGCUGUGGAGGAGCCGUGUCAACCCUAGGAGAAGCCCACUUUGGAAAAGGAAAUGGUCCCAUCUGGAUAGAUGAAGCCAAAUGUUUGGGAAGAGAAGCUACCCUUCAGAAAUGCCCAUUUGAAAGAAAACAUGAUUGUAGCCAUGAAGAAGAUGCUGGUGUUGUGUGCUCAGAUCUCCGUUUAAUGAAUGGCACAAGUCCCUGCUCAGGGAGGGUCGAAGUCUUUCACAAUGACACGUGGGGGACCAUUUGUGAUGCUGGCUGGGAUUUAGAAGAUGCCCAAGUGGUCUGCAGGGAAAAGGGCUGUGGCAAUGCCUCCAAAGCAUUGGGUGGAGCACACUAUGGCCAAGGAUCUGGUCCCAUUUGGCUGGAGAACAUCAACUGUACAGGAGAAGAAGCAUCCCUGAAGGAGUGCCAGAAGGGAGGCUGGGGAGAGCAUAGUUGCAGCCACAGCCAGGAUGCCAGCGUGGAGUGUUCAGUUAUUACGGCUGUUGAAUCCUCCCUUGAGAGCAGCAUUCACCUGGGAGUGGCUGCCUUGGUCUUCCUUGCCUUGGUGGGGAUUGUGGCUGAGGCUGGAUGCGGGAGAAGGAGGAAGACGAGGAGGAGGAGAGAGCAGCAGCUUUAAGUAGCCUUCUUCAUCAGCCAGUUCCAUGGAUCAAGGUCUGUCUGCCAGUACGGUGGAGCCAGUGGCAGAAGGAAUGUCAUGUGCAUUAGAGUUCAGAGUAAUCUAUCAGUAUAACAAUAUACAGUAAAUAAAUACUGUAUAUCAUUGUCUAUCUACCGUGUUUCCACGAAAAUAAGACAGUGUCUUAUAUUAUUUUUUGCUCCCAAAGAUGCUAUAGGUCUUAUUUUCAGGGCAUGUCUUAUUUUUCCAUGAAGAAGAAUUCACAUUUAUUGUUGAACAAAAAAAAUGAACAUUUAUUAUAUACUGUACAGUAGUUGUCAUCACAAACCAGCAUAACCAGACAAA
Messenger RNA from Anolis carolinensis (green anole), 1914 nucleotides. Its product is annotated as deleted in malignant brain tumors 1 protein. Gene Ontology annotation, cellular component: membrane. Gene Ontology annotation, molecular function: protein-lysine 6-oxidase activity. The record is from RefSeq and is a predicted model, not a curated record. Gene Ontology annotation, biological process: peptidyl-lysine oxidation. NCBI's taxonomy places the organism in Eukaryota, Metazoa, Chordata, Lepidosauria, Squamata, Anolidae. The transcript is spliced from 3 exons. Bases 727 to 1569 code for a protein of 280 amino acids.